AGUCAAAUGAAUCGUUAAAUGAAGUAAUGACCGAUAAUUAUCAAGAUAGCAUAAGUCAUGAACUCAUAUUUGACACAGACUCUUCGGCUGAAGAAUCAGAUGAUUCUUCAUUUAAAAUAACUUUGGAAGGAGAAACGUAG
Molecule: messenger RNA, 140 nt
Organism: Racocetra fulgida
Lineage: Eukaryota; Fungi; Glomeromycota; Glomeromycetes; Diversisporales; Gigasporaceae
Source: the annotation of a GenBank genome assembly